AUACUCUUCCCAAGGGUGGUCGCUCGACCAGAUUAGCAUAUUUGCUCUGGUGGAUGCCUUUGUGCAAAGAUGCAAAGGCCUAAUAGAGGUGUGUGAGUGUCAGCAGCAGUUUGCUCGCUGCGAAGAGGGUGAGCGGGUGCCGUUGCCGAUCUUUGCAGGGCGUCAGGGAUCAGAGGUCACUCAGAGAUUGCUGUACAUAGAGGCAACCUUUGACAACAGCCUGCAGGUCCUGAAGUCUGUUAAGGACAUCCUGGAUGUCGGAAACCCCUCUUGGCACGAGGACUACUCCAGCUUCUGUGCUAAAGUGAAAGAUCUGGAGGUGAUGAUGCAGAAUUUGAUCACUUCGACCUUCGAGACGGUGAACUGUGUGGAGGAAGGAGUACAGCUGCUUGACAUGUUUCAGCACCUGUCUGGAAGAGAGGCCAUCAAGCGGACCAUUGACAGGAAGACGCUGGAUCUAUACGCUCUGCUCAAUGCUGAGUUGAGUAAUGUCAAUAUGGUGAUGUGCAGGGUGUCAUCUCUCACUCCUCCUCAUAUGCCUCAACACGCUGGACAGGUCCACUUGACCCGAGCUCUCCGCUCACGGAUAGAAAGACCUAUGGAGGUUCUCCGGCGCACUCAUUUCCUGCCUCACACCAGCAGUGGAGAGGAUGUGAAUGCGAGUUAUGCUAGGCUGUGUCAGAUUCUGGAUGAGAAGGUGAGGAGGAAGUUCACAGACUGGAGUCAGAGUCUGAACAAAGAGUGUCUCCGCAGUCUUGACCAGCCGCUCAUGAUCCGCUGUAAAGGGAAGGCAGGCUUGUUGGACAUCAACUUUAACAAGAACCUAUUGAAGAUGUUUAAUGAGAUUCAUUACUGGGACCGACUGCUUUUUGAGAUCCCUCACUACGUCUCAGAUGUGUAUCAGCGCAGAGAGGAACUGCACAACCUGAGAGAGAAUGUCCUCCUCGUUGUUAGAGACUAUAACAGAAUCAUUAAGGCUCUGAAUGCAGAUGAACUGUGUCUCUUUUCUGAGAGAAUUCGGUUCUUGGAUAAGAAAAUCCAACCAGGCCUGUCAAAACUGCACUGGUCCACAAAAGGAACAGCCAGCGCCUUUAUCAAUGACUGCAGAGUGCACUCCAACAAGGUUCAGUUAGUGGUGGACGAGUAUAAGGCAGCUAUCCUGGCCACCUCUAAGCUCUGUGAGCAGAUCAGUGAGCUGAUUUUGGUGCGUGUGGAUGGCAAGAUGUUUCAUGGAGACCUGGAGUUCCAGGAGGAUCAGCAGAAUCAUCAGCAUAUGCAGCUGCUCCGACUGCAGAACGCACACCAGGACAUCGUCAAAAUCAUGGCCAGAGUCUACGGGACCUUCCACCUAGAUGGGCCUGAGGUGCAACAGCACUGGGUGUCGUACAUGGAGAAGUUGGAUCGAAUGGUUGAGGAGGCGUUUCGUGUGAAUAUAAAGCGCUCUCUGCUGGAGCUCUCUAAAGCCAUCAAUGGAGACGGCAAGACUUCCCCAAACCCCUUAUUCAGAGUAGAGGUGGUACUGAAACAACAAACUCCUCGAUAUCCUGCUCAGGUGGAUUUCUCUCCUUCUCUCCAGAAACUGGCCCACAUAGUGAACAGCAUUAGCUCUCAGCUCAUCAAGACCAUCUCAGUGUUCAAACGUCUGCCGGAUCUACUGACCCGCCAGCACUCGCAGAGAAACCCCAUCCACAGCAUCAUCGAGCAAGAUGAAGAGAUCUGUAAGAUUCAGGGAGCCAUAGCUGCAGGAAUGGUGACUAAUGCAUCUCUCCUGCAGACUUAUCUGAAGACCUGGGACAAACACAGAGAGAUCUGGGAAAUCGAAAAAGACGGCUUCAUACAGCGCUACCAGCGGCUCAACCCCACAGUAGCCUCCUUUGACGCUGACAUCGCCAGAUACACAGAGGUGGCGAACAACGUCCAGAAGGAGGAGACAGUGUUAAGUUUGCAGUUCGUGUUGCUGGAUUGUUCUCCACUCAAAUUCUCUCUGUUGCAACAUUGUAACGAGUGGCAGAGCAAGUUCACACAGCUGCUCAGCCUUAUGGCCAGUGCCAAACUUAAAGAACUGCACAGCUUCCUGCAGGAAAACGCUCUCAGGCUGUCUCAGCCUCCUCAGACUCUGGUGGAGUUGGAAGAGAGUCUAAAACUUCUGGAAACUCUGCAGGCAGAUCUGAGUAAAAUCGAAAGUCAGAUUCCACCCAUCCAUGAUCAGUUUGCCAUCCUUGAGAAAUACGAGGUUCCCGUCGACCCCGCUGUGUUGGAGUUGCUGGAGGCUCUGAAUGCAGAGUGGGUGUGGUUCCAGCAGGUUGUGAUUGACAGUGACAUCAUGUUGAAGAAACACAAAGACAUGAUGAAGAGUGGGCUGAUCCUCUCCUCUGAGGAGUUUAAGAAGAAGACACAGUCGGCCCUACAGAGCUUCAAUAGCAAUGGUCCGUUUGGCAGUAGUGUAGCCCCAGAUUCUGCCCUAGAACUGGUGGCAGAACUGCGUGCCCAGUUGGAGGCUCUUAAAGAAGAUGAGCAGAGCAUACGUUACGGUCUCAACAUCUUUGAUAUUGAAGAACCAGCCUCUAAAGACAUCCUCAAUCUAGAGAAGGGCAUGGACUACCUGCAGCAGGUCUGGGAGAUCGCCCAGCAGUGGGAGGCUCUGUGGGACGAGUGGAAGGGAGGUCAGUUGGCCUCUCUACAGACCGAGGUCAUGGACACCACCGGCCAGACCAUGUUCAAGAGACUCCACAAACUCAGCCGAGAGUUCAAGGACAAGCACUGGGAGGUUGUGGACUUCACUAAGAGCAGGAUUGAACAGUUUAAGAAAAUCAUCCCACUGAUCACAGACUUCAGGAAUCCAGCCAUGAGAGAGAGACACUGGGAUCAAAUAAGGCAAGAGGUGCAACAGACGUUUGACCCGACCAGUGAAGACUUCACUCUGGAGAAGAUUGUGGCUUUGGGUCUGGACCAUCAUGCCGAGCGUAUCAGUGACAUAUCAGGAGCGGCCAGCAAAGAGCUCUCAAUAGAACAGACACUGGAAGGCAUCACGAAGACUUGGGAGGAAACGUCCCUGGACAUCACACCCUACAAAGACAAAGGUCACCACAGACUGAGGGGAACAGAGGAAGUGUUCCAGGCUCUGGAGGAUAACCAGGUGACACUCUCUGUCAUGAAAGCAUCUCGUUUCGCCAAAGCAUUUGAAAAGGAAGUUGACCACUGGGAACGCUGUUUGUCUCUGGUGCUGGAAAUCAUUGAAAUGAUCCUCACGGUACAAAGGCAGUGGAUGUAUCUAGAGAACAUCUUUCUGGCAGAUGACAUACGUAAGCAGUUGGUUCGUGAGACGGCUGAGUUUGAUGACGUCAACUCCAGUUGGAAGAUCAUCAUGGGCCGACUCGAUGAGGACAAAAAUGCUCUCAGAGGAACACACCACCCAGGUCUUCUAGAGAAGCUCUUAGAAAUGAACACUAGGUUAGAGGAAAUUCAGAAGUCGCUGGACAUGUACCUGGAGACCAAACGGCAGGUCUUUCCUCGAUUUUACUUUCUGUCUAACGAUGACCUCCUGGAGAUCCUGGGUCAGUCACGCAACCCUGACGCUGUGCAGCCGCACCUCAAGAAGUGCUUUGACAACAUCAGAAGUCUUCGCAUCAACAAGGUUGGGAUCAGUAACAGCAAGUCGGAGGCCAGUGGGAUGUUCUCAGCUGAUGGGGAGUUUGUUGACUUCACUCAUCCUGUUCUUCUGGAGGGGCCAGUGGAGGCGUGGUUGUGUGAUGUCGAGCGAACCAUGCGCUGGAAUCUGAAGGACUGUCUAAAGAACUGUUCCGGGGCUCUCAAGAAGAUGCCAGGAAAGAGGGGCAAAUGGGUGCGAGACUGGCCAGGACAGAUGUUGAUCACAGCCAGUCAAAUCCAGUGGACCACAGAUGUCACCAGAGCCCUCAUGACCAGCAAAGAGAGAGGAGAUAAAUCUGCCCUUAAAUCACUAAAAAAGAAACAGGUGUCCAUGCUCAGUCAGUACUCUGAAGCCAUACGAGGAAACUUAACGAAGAUUCUGCGCUUGAAGAUCGUCGCACUGGUCACCGUGGAGGUCCACGCCCGUGAUGUCAUCAGCAAACUGGCCAAAGCAGGCUGUUGUGACGUCAACGCUUUCGACUGGCUGUGCCAACUACGCCUGUACUGGGAAAAGGAUGUAGACGACUGCGUCAUCAAACAGACCAACACACACUUUCGCUAUGGCUAUGAGUACCUGGGCAACUCAGGUCGUCUGGUCAUCACCCCCCUCACAGACAGGUGUUACAUGACUUUAACCACAGCGCUGCAUCUGCACCGGGGCGGCUCUCCCAAAGGCCCUGCUGGAACUGGGAAGACAGAGACAGUUAAAGAUCUGGGUAAAUCUUUGGGCAUGUACGUGAUAGUGGUUAACUGCUCAGAGGGCUUGGACUUCAAAUCUAUGGGCCGCAUGUACUCCGGGCUGGCUCAGACUGGUGCGUGGGGCUGUUUUGAUGAGUUUAACCGGAUAAACAUUGAGGUCCUGUCCGUGGUGGCUCAGCAGAUCCUGUCAAUCCUGUCUGCUCUGUCUGCGGGACUCAACAAAUUCACCUUUGAGGGAAGACAGAUCAACUUGGUCUGGUCUUGUGGAAUCUUCAUCACCAUGAACCCAGGCUACGCUGGUCGCACAGAGUUGCCUGAUAAUUUGAAGUCUAUGUUUCGGCCGAUCUCUAUGGUAGUGCCAGAUUCCACCCUUAUAGCUGAGAUCACACUUUUUGCAGAGGGUUUCAAUAACUGCAAGGUUUUGGCUAAGAAGGUCUUCACUCUGUAUUCUCUGGCAGUGCAGCAGUUGUCUAAACAGGAUCACUAUGACUUCGGUCUGCGAGCUCUCACCUCUCUGCUUCGCUAUGCUGGAAAGAAGCGUAGAGCUUGUCCUGACAUUGUCGAUGAAGAGAUCCUGCUGAUGUCUAUGAAGGACAUGAACAUUGCUAAACUUACCUCCAUCGAUCUGCCAUUGUUUAACGGGAUCAUCCAGGAUCUUUUCCCUGCCGUGGAAACGCCCACUAUCGACUACGGAAAGCUGAAAGAGGCUAUAGAGGCAGAGAUUCGUCUGAGCGGUCUCCAGGUGACCCCCUUCACCGUGACCAAGGUAAUUCAACUGUACGAGACCAAAAACUCCCGACACUCCACGAUGAUAGUGGGGAAGACUGGCAGCGGCAAGACGGUCACGUGGAGGAUCCUUCAGAACGCCCUCAGCACCAUGCACCGCAACGGAGUACCCGAGUUCAACCUCAUACGUGAGUGUCCCCUGAACCCCAAGGCAGUGAGCCUGGGAGAGUUGUACGGAGAAUACAACCUCUCCAGCAAUGAGUGGACGGAUGGCGUCCUUUCCUCACUCAUGAGGGCGGCCUGUGCAGAUGAGAAGCCUGAUGAGAAGUGGAUUGUGUUUGACGGGCCUGUGGACACGCUGUGGAUCGAGAGCAUGAACUCUGUAAUGGACGACAACAAAAUCCUCACACUCAUCAACGGAGAGAGAAUCUCCAUGCCUGAACAGGUCUCAUUAUUGUUUGAAGUGGAGGAUCUAGCCGUGGCGUCCCCUGCUACUGUGUCUCGCUGUGGGAUGGUUUACAAUGACUAUUCUGAUUUGAGCUGGAAGCCUUAUGCUCAGUCCUGGAUGGAAAAACGGAAGAAGGUUGAAACGGAUCAUCUCAGGCAGCUGUUUGAUCGCUACAUAGACAAGACCCUCACUUUUAAGAAGACUCACUGUAAGGAGCUGGUGACCAUCACUGAACUGAACGGAGUGGCGUCGCUGUGUAGACUCUACGACACACUGGCCACUCCAGUGAACGGGGUGAACCCAGCGGACUCUGAAAACUUUGGUCGUAUGGUGGAGCUCUGGUUCAUCUUCAGUCUCAUAUGGUCUGUGUGCGCGGCAGUAGAUGAGGAUGGACGCAAGAAGAUUGACAACUUCCUACGGGAAAUAGAGGGAACUUUUCCUAACAAGGACACCAUCUACGAAUACUACGUGGACACCAAGAACAAAACGUGGGCGUCAUUUGAGGAGAAGCUGCCCAAAGGCUGGCGCUACACCUCCAAUGCUCCAUUCUAUAAGAUCAUGGUCCCCACAGUGGACACGGUACGCUAUCAUUACCUGGUCAAGGCUCUGGUGUCCGCUCAGCACCCUGUGCUCCUGACGGGUCCAGUGGGGACGGGGAAGACUUCAGUGGCCCAGAGUGUCCUGCAGAGCCUGGACUCAGUCACAUGGGCAAUGCUCACUGUCAACAUGUCCUCACAGACUAGCUCUAAUAACGUGCAGGAGAUCAUCGAGUCUCGGAUAGAGAAGAGGAUUAAAGGUGUGUACGUUCCAGUGGGAGGGAAGAGGAUGGUGGUUUUCCUGGAUGAUCUCAACAUGCCCGCCAUGGACGACUUUGGCUCCCAGCCCCCUCUGGAGCUGCUCCGCCUCUGGAUCGACUACGGCUUCUGGUACGACCGCCAGAAACAGACCCUCAAGUAUAUCAAGGACAUUUUCCUGCUGGGUUCUAUGGGGCCCCCUGGUGGAGGGAGGACUCACAUAUCAGGACGCCUGCAGAGCCGUUUUAAUCUCAUCAACAUGACAUUCCCUACAGAGUCUCAGAUAAAGCGCAUCUAUGGCACCAUGAUCAGCCAGAAGCUGCAGGAGUUUGAGGAGGAGGUGAAGCCCAUCGGGGGGAUUCUGACUCAGGCCACCCUGGAGCUCUACCACUCCAUCACCACCCGCUUCUUACCCACGCCCGCAAAAAUACAUUAUCUCUUCAACCUCAGAGACAUCUCAAAGGUGUUCCAGGGUUUAUUGCGAGCACACAAAGACUUCCAUGACACCAAACAGAGCAUCACUCGCCUCUGGAUUCAUGAGUGCUUCAGGGUCUUCUCUGAUCGAUUAGUGGAUCAUGCAGACAUGGAGACAUUUGUGGGACUUUUGUCAGAAAAGCUGGCUUCUCAUUUCGAUGUCCCCUACCACACCAUCUGCCCCAACAAACAGCCCCCUCUGUUUGGUGACUUCCUGAGGGAGCCACACGUGUAUGAGGACCUGUUGGACUUUAAAGCUCUAAAGGUUCAUAUGGAGAACCAGCUGGAGGACUAUAACCUGACGCCUGGUGUGGUGCCCAUGAGCCUGGUGCUCUUCAGAGACGCUAUAGAGCACGUAACGCGUUUGGUGCGUGUGAUCAGUCAGCUCCGGGGGAACAUGUUGCUGGUUGGUAUCGGUGGCUCGGGCAGGCAGAGUUUAGCCAGACUGGCCGCCUACAUCUGUAAGUUUACGGUCUUCCAGGUGGAGGUCACCAAACAGUACCGCAAACAAGAGUUCAGAGAGGAUAUUAAAAAGCUCUAUCGGCUGACAGGAGUGGAAAACAGGCCCACUGUGUUCCUGUUUAAUGACACACAGAUCGUGGACGAGUCCUUCCUUGAAGACAUUAACAACAUCCUGAGCUCAGGGGAGGUGCCCAAUCUCUAUAAAGCAGACGAGCUCGAUGAGAUCCAGAACGCUCUGUCAGACUCAGCCAGGAAGGACAAUAUCCUGGAGACACCAGACGCCAUGUUUAACUACCUGAUAGAGCGCGUCAGAAACAACCUGCACAUUGUGCUGUGCAUGAGCCCUGUAGGAGAUCCAUUCAGGAACCGUCUUCGUCAGUACCCGGCACUGGUGAACUGCACCACGAUAGACUGGUUCUCUGAAUGGCCACGUGACGCUCUGUUGGAAGUGGCAGAAAGAUGUUUGGAUGGACUCUCUCUAGGGAGCGAGGAUGGGAUCCAGUCUAAAGUUGCCAGUAUCUUUGUGACCGUGCAUCAGUCUGUGGCCCAGUUCUCUCACAGGAUGAAAAUAGAACUGAAGAGACACAAUUACGUCACACCCACCAACUACCUGGAGCUGGUUUCUGGAUAUAAGAAGUUGUUGUCUGAGAAGCGUGGUGAGCUCGGAGAGCAGGUGUCUAAGUUGAGGAAUGGCUUGUUUAAGAUCGAUGACACGCGCAGUAAGGUGGAGGCCAUGUCUGUAGAGUUGGAAGAGGCCAAGAAGAAAGUAGCUGAGUUCCAGAAACAGUGUGAGGAAUAUCUGGUUGUCAUUGUGCAGCAGAAGAGAGAGGCAGAUGAACAGCAGAAGGCGGUGGGUGCUCACAGUGAGAAAAUAGAAGCAGAAGAAAUCAAGUGUAAGGCCAUGGCUGAGAACGCUCAGAGAGACCUAGAUGAAGCACUUCCUGCUCUAGAGGAAGCCAUGAAGGCUCUGGAGUCGCUGAAUAAGAAAGACAUGACGGAGAUCAAGACUUAUGGCAGACCUCCAGCUCUUGUGGAAACCGUCAUGCAGGCAGUUAUGAUCCUCAGAGGAUGUGAACCAACUUGGGCAGAGGCCAAGAGACAACUGGGAGAGUCCAACUUCAUUAAGCAACUGGUGAAUUUUGAUAAGGACAACAUCUCCGAACGCGUGCUGAAGACCAUCGGACAGUACUGCACGCAGCCCGACUUCCAGCCCGAGAUCAUCGGACGGGUCUCAUCUGCUGCCAAGUCCCUCUGCAUGUGGGUCAGGGCCAUGGAGGUUUACGGCCGUAUCUUCAGGGUGGUCGAGCCGAAGAGAGCCCGGCUGCAUGGAGCAAUGACUCAGCUGGCUGAGAAACAGGCCUCACUGGCUGAAGCCCAGGGCAAACUCAGAGAGGUAGGAGAAAAACUGGAUCAGUUGAAGAGACAGUAUGAUGAAAAGCUGGCCCAGAAAGAAGAGCUGCGGAGGAAAUCCGAGGACAUGGAGCUCAAACUGGACCGGGCCGGCAAGCUGGUGUCUGGACUGGCGGGAGAGAGAGUUCGCUGGGAGGAGACAGUUGUUGGUCUGGAGAAGAACAUGUCCUGUCUGGUGGGAGACUGCCUGCUGGGUGCUGCCUUCCUGUCUUAUAUGGGCCCUUUCCUGUCCAACUACAGAGAUGAGCUGGUCACAGAUAUCUGGAUGAAACAGGUGAGAGAAUUGGAGGUGCCGUGUUCUCCGGGGUUCAGUUUUGCAGUGUUUCUGUCUAAACCCACGGCAGUGCGCGAAUGGAAUAUCCAAGGCCUCCCAUCUGAUGCCUUCUCCACCGAGAACGGAGUCAUCGUCACCCGUGGCAACCGAUGGCCACUAAUGGUGGACCCUCAAGGACAAGCACUAAAGUGGAUUAAGAACAUGGAGUCCAAACGUGGGUUGAAGGUGAUAGACCUGCAGAUGCCGGAUUUUUUGCGGAUCCUGGAGAAUGCGGUGCAGUUUGGUUCCCCGGUUCUCUUGCAGAACGUCCAAGAGGAACUAGAUCCUUCACUGGCCCCCAUCCUCAACAAGUCCCUCACGCGAGUUGGUGGGCGUUUCUUGUUAAAACUGGGAGACAAAGAGGUGGAAUACAGUCCAGAAUUUCGUUUCUACAUGACCACCAAACUGUCCAAUCCACAUUACACCCCUGAGAUCUCUUCCAAAACCACCAUCGUCAACUUUGCUGUUAAAGAACAGGGUCUGGAGGCCCAGCUGCUGGGGAUCGUCGUGAGGAAGGAGCGUCCUGAGCUGGAGGAACAGAAGGACUCUCUGGUGAUCAACAUCGCCUCUGGCAAGAGGAAACUGCAGGAGUUGGAGGACGAGAUCCUGCGGUUGCUGAACGAGGCGACCGGCUCCCUGCUGGAUGACGUUCAGCUGGUGAACACCCUUCAGACCUCCAAAGUCACGGCCACUGAGGUCGCAGAACAACUAGAGAUCAGCGAACUGACCGAGAGCCAAAUCGAUACUGCCAGAGAGGCCUACCGCCCCUGUGCCCAGAGGGCGUCCAUUCUGUUCUUUGUACUGAAUGAUCUGGGCUGUAUAGACCCCAUGUAUCAGUACUCUUUGGACGCCUACAUCAACCUGUUCACCCUGAGUAUAGAGAGCAGCCCCCGCAGCCACAAACUGGAGGAGAGGAUAAACAACCUCAACAGACACCACACUUAUGCCGUCUACAGAUACACCUGUCGAGGACUGUUUGAGUGUCACAAGCUCCUGUUCAGUUUCCACAUGUGUGCCAAGAUCCUGGAGGCGUCUGGGAAGCUCAGCAUGGAUGAUUAUAGCUUCUUCCUCCGUGGGGGACUGGUUCUGGAUAAGGAGAAGCAGAUGGAUAACCCCUGCUCUAACUGGCUGUUGGACUCUAACUGGGACAACAUAAGUGAACUGGAUAAACUGACUAAUUUCCAUGGACUCAUGGCCUCGUUUGAGCAGUACCCUCGAGACUGGCACCUCUGGUACACCAAUCCGGAGCCAGAGAAAGCCCCGCUUCCUGGAGAAUGGGAGAACAGCUGCAAUGAGCUACAGAGGAUGCUGAUCGUACGAUCUCUCCGACAGGAUCGCAUCUCUAUCUGCGUCACGGCUUUCAUCAUCAACAACCUGGGCUCUCAGUUCGUAGAGCCGCCCAUCCUCAAUAUGAAGGCUGUUGUAGCGGACAGCAGCACGAGGACUCCUCUGAUCUUUGUGCUGUCCCCUGGUGUGGACCCAACGGCAGCACUGGUUCAGCUGGCAGAGACGUCAGGCAUGGGUCAGCGCUUCUUUGCCCUCUCGCUGGGUCAAGGCCAGGCACCCAUCGCAACGCGGCUGAUCAAAGAGGGAGUCGCAAAUGGUCACUGGGUGUUCCUGGCUAAUUGUCACCUGUCUCUCUCUUGGAUGUGUGAGCUGGAUAAGUUAGUAGACGAGUUUCAAGUCCAAGAAUGUCAUCCAGAUUUCCGACUGUGGCUGAGCUCCUCCCCUCACCCAGAAUUCCCCAUCGCCAUCCUGCAGACGGGCAUCAAAAUCACUACUGAGCCUCCCAGGGGGGUGAAGUGGAAUAUGAAGCGUCUCUAUCAGCGGGUGUCUGAGUCUCAGUUCUCACGCUGCUCACGGCCGCUGCUGUACCGCAAGCUGCUCUUCAAUCUUUGCUUCUUCCACAGCAUCAUAUUGGAGAGGAGGAAGUUCCUACAGCUCGGCUGGAACAUCAUCUACAGCUUCAACGACUCAGACUUUGAGGUGAGUGAGAAUCUUCUGAGUCUUUAUCUGGAUGAGUAUGAGGAAAUCCCCUGGGACGCUCUUAAGUUCCUCAUCGCUGGGAUCAACUAUGGAGGACAUGUGACCGACGACUGGGACCGGCGUCUGCUUACCACUUACAUCAACCAAUAUUUCUGUCCUGCUGUUAUUGAUACACCCUUCUUUAAGGUCUCCUCCUUGGUCCCUUACUAUGUUCCCCGUGAUGGACCUCAGGCCUCCUAUCUGGACUUCAUUGGUCAGUUGCCGGCACUGGAGCAUCCAGAACUAUUCGGGCAACACCCGAAUGCUGACAUCGCCAGCCAGAUCACUGAGGCUCGAACCCUCUUCCACACUCUGCUGUCUCUGCAGCCACAGGUCACCAGCACUGACGCCAACACCACUGGAGCCAGCAGGGAAGACAAGGUGUUGGAACUUUCUGCUGAUGUUCUGCAAAAGAUUCCCGCUGAGAUAGACUAUGAGGGUACUAGGAAGUUGUUGAAGGAUGACCUUUCACCUCUGAAUGUAGUACUGCUGCAGGAGAUUCAGAGAUACAAUACACUGCUGCACACCAUCAGAUUGUCUCUGUUAGAGCUGGAGAAAGGCAUUAGAGGUCUGGUUGUGAUGUCCAGCAGUCUAGAGGAGAUAUUUCACUGUAUCCACGAUGCCCGUGUGCCUUCUCUCUGGGAAAAGGCGUACCCGUCUCUGAAGCCCUUGGCGUCGUGGACACGGGACCUGUGCCAGCGUGUGGAGCAGUUCGCUCGCUGGGCAAAAACCGCUCACCCUCCUGUCCGCUUCUGGCUGUCUGGAUUUACCUUCCCAACGGGCUUCCUCACCGCCGUACUACAGAGCUCUGCACGACAGAACAACGUGUCUGUAGACACUCUAUCCUGGGAGUUCACUGUCACCACUGUGGAUGACAACAAUCUGCUGUUCCCUCCCAAGGAUGGGGUGCUCAUCCAGGGGCUGUAUCUGGAGGGGGCAGGCUGGGAUAAGAAAGCUGCCAGUCUGGUGGAGGCAGAGCCCAUGCAGCUGGUCUGUCCCAUGCCCACCAUCCACUUCAAACCUGUGGAGAGCCGCAAGAGGGUUCCCAAGAAUAUGUACUCCUGUCCCUGCUACUACUACCCCGUACGGUCUGGUGGUACAGGUCGCCCGUCAUUCGUGGUGGCUGUUGAUCUGAAGUCUGGAGCUGUGCCUUAUGAUCACUGGAUCAAGAGAGGAACCGCUCUGCUCAUGAGCCUUGACAGCUAAACACUCACACUUUCAGUGACACUUCAUUAUCACUCUAAUUUUAAACAGUGUGUUCAACAGAUGACAAGCUCUUGUUAGCCCUCUUACACAGUGAGUAAAAAGUAAUUUAAAAAGAGAAUGUAAUAUGUGCUAAAUCAUAUAUUGAAAAACCCAUCGCAAUUUGUUAUGUUUUAUGACCUUGCAAAGUUGUAAAUUAAUUCAAAUGUGUGUAAUAAAAGCAGACAAAA
This is a messenger RNA of Rhinichthys klamathensis goyatoka, 12432 nucleotides long. Its product is annotated as dynein axonemal heavy chain 2-like. Gene Ontology annotation, cellular component: dynein complex. The transcript is spliced from 79 exons. NCBI's taxonomy places the organism in Eukaryota, Metazoa, Chordata, Actinopteri, Cypriniformes, Leuciscidae. The annotation marks the transcript as partial. The record is from RefSeq and is a predicted model, not a curated record. Gene Ontology annotation, molecular function: ATP binding; dynein light intermediate chain binding; dynein intermediate chain binding. Gene Ontology annotation, biological process: microtubule-based movement.